Messenger RNA from Onychostoma macrolepis, 3010 nucleotides. RefSeq lists its product as uncharacterized. NCBI's taxonomy places the organism in Eukaryota, Metazoa, Chordata, Actinopteri, Cypriniformes, Cyprinidae. The record is from RefSeq and is a predicted model, not a curated record. The transcript has 4 exons. Bases 2303 to 3010 code for a protein of 235 amino acids.
GAUCAUUCCAGCUCUGCAGUUCACCGAGGAGCCUCUCCUGUGUUUACCUGCUUGUGUGCCUCCUAAGAAGAUACCCUAGCAUAAAGGAAAAUGUCUUGGAGUGAUAUAUUCUACCCUGAAAAUCCUGAAAAAAGGGAGAAGAUUAUCCGCAGAAGUCAAGAGCUUAUUGAUCUGAUGAAAGACAACUUCGAAGCCACCAACAGUCUCAUUGAGAUUGUAAAUAAGCACCUGCAUUCAUCCUUCAGCCCGAUCACCCUGGACGAGAAAGCCACUCUCCAGGAGAACUGUGACGUGAUGAUUGAACGUGUGAAGCAGAUCCAAGCAAAAGUCGAGGAGGCUGACGAGGAGCUGAAGAAGAAGCUGGACCCUGCCUUGUAUGAGAAACUACAACAUAUGUCUCUCAAAGACUUAAAAUAUGUUUCAGCUGCUGUUAAAUCUGCUAUUUCAUCAGUUUGCCAGCUUCCAGCCUUAGCUUUAGUGAUGCAUCUAAAGAAAAUUAUGACAAUUCUGAUAGGCAUAACAUGCACAUGUGCUAUAUAUUCAGUAGGAAUAUUUGCCGCCGUUUUAUUUGGGUUGGCAGUUAAUGCGAUUUUUUCAGCAAUUGUAGGGCAUAUUGAGCAAGGUAAACUCAACACGGCCCUGGAAGAGUACGAGAAGGCUUUGGCAGAAUUCAGGCCAGCAUCUAAAGAAUACCAGAAGGCCAUAAACGAAAUCGGGUUUAUGCUUGAAUUCUUGAAGGAGUGAAUUCGCUUCAACUUUCAUCUGACCUAAAACUUUAGCAAGCAAUAGGUUGCUCUUUUAUCUAUAUUAAUCUUUCCAGUUACAGAAUACUAGUUUCUUUCAGUCUGACGAAAAUAUUUGCUGUAAUUGAAAAUUGCAUGUAAAUAACUUUGAUUUAUGCAUUACACUUAAAAACAUGCAGAAAUACGUGGAAUGAAGAUGGAUGACAUUAUUUGACUUGAAAAAUUCUCAGAAUCUGUUGGAAAUAAAUCACAAUCCCAUGCUUUCAAACAUUGUUUUGUUUAUUAAAGAAGAACAUUUAGAGUGUGUCACAACCACAUGAUUUCUCAUCUUCAGUUCUGGAAAUGUAGAAAUUAAAUCUGAAGCUCCAAUCUCGAGAAAAAAGUGCGCUGGUGCCUCGGGGACUACUUCACUCAGAGAAGCUGUCAAUCAUGACAUCACACUCUCCUUUUUAUAGCAUCAAAUACCUAACUAAAACAUAUCCUUGACUAUUCUGAUUCUGAUUUCAGAGGAAUUUAAAAAAUAUAUAUUUAUAUUAGGUGGCCUUAACUACUAUGUACUUACAUUUAAAUUAAUCAUUUGGUACAAUGCACUUAUUGUGUACAUACAUGUUCUUACAUUGUACUUAUAUUUGUAAAAAUACCUAUAUGUAAUUACAUCUGUAAUUAAUUUCUGUAAUUACAUUUAUAAUUACACUGUUGACCCAUCCCUUACACCUUAACCCACCCUUAAACCUACCCAGACCACCAAACCUGUCCCUAACCUCCCCGUAUCCCCCUCAAUAGCAGCAAAAGUGUUUUGCAAUACAUCCAAAAAUAAAUACAAUGUACUUAUCGUGUUCAUACUGUAAGUAGAUAGUAGCUAAGGCCACCUAAUAUAAACUGUGACCAAAAAUCUUUUUUUAGACGUCUACAAAGGCAUAGACACAGUGGAGCACGCUUUCAUUUUCUGCAAGGCAGAGAACCAUCUGCUAUUAAAACUUUGUCACUUCUAUAGUUUGUAUUGUCUGUGUCUUUUUUGACAGACCAGGUCUAUCAUUUUGACAGAAGUAUUCAUCAUGAAGCUUACGCUGGUGCAGUACCUGAGAGAAAACGUAUUCACAGUAAAUUAUCAAAUGCUCAGCUGUAAGAAUUUUAUUUUAUUUUUUAAAGCUUGUUGUUUUGUAGAACAAAACAGUUACAUAUGAUAUGAAAAUAGUAAGCCCUGUAGAUAGAGAGUAAGUGUUAUUUAAGAAAAAUCUAUUUUCAGAAUGCCAUUUUUUCUGUGGGGUAAAACUCGCCGGGGGGCAUGGCUUAAUUACUGUAGUGUCUCUGUUCUGAACAUCAAAUCCUUUGUUUUUACAUCAAAUAUAUUCAAACCAGUUGGUUGAGUAAAAACAUUAUGACUUUAUAUUUAAAAAUGAUUAUAUUAUUUUUCAUUUUAAGCUAAAACUGCCUGUACUCUGAUUUUGCUGUAAAUGUAUAAAGCAAAUUGCUUUGUCAGACGGGGGGGAAUUUUAGCCCACCUCAUAGUGUCUCAUGUGGGUGUUGUCAUUUGAUCGUAAAUGAAAAUGUAAAUCCAAAUGAAAUCAUGUCAACUUAUGGGAGCAGAAGACGAAAGCUGCUUUUUGUUUCACUUACAGACUGGAUCGUGCUGGUCAGGGAAAUCUGACCAAUCAGAGACGCUGCUCCUGGUGAUGUUGAGCAACAUCACAUCACCUCACCGCAUCACGCUGGGAGACGCUUUCUGGAUCAUUCCAGCUCUGCAGUUCACCGAGGAGCCUCUCCUGUGUUUACCUGCUUGUGUGCCUCCUGAGAAGAUACCCUCAUAUAAAAGGAAGAUGUCUUGGAGUGAUACCGUCGAAGUGAUGACUGCAAAAGCCUCCGGGAUAUGGUCUUUUAUCACCACAGACAAGAAUGAACAACUGAUAAGAUCUACUCAGACGCUCCAUCACUAUGUGAACAGAUACUUCACAAUCACCAACACACUGCUGAACAUAAUCAAUACUCACUUUGGAGAAAGCUACUCCAGUGUCUCUGCAGAUGAAAGCAAAAGUAUUAAAGACAACUGUACCAUAGUAAGAGAUGCUAUGAGCAUGAUUCUUGAAGUUUCUAAAAGAAAGGAAAAGCAAAUCCUUAAGAUCAUUGAUCCUGGUGUUUAUGAUAAGAUUGCCUUCGCUGGGGUGUCACUGAAAGACAAGGCUGCAGUGAUAAGAGACUUCCAUGCAGACAAACUGGGAGUCUUUGGAAAUAUCUUUCUUCCACUGCCGCUAUUCAGCUGGCAAAAGUGA